AUGCCUGAAGGGUUGGCCAAUUUGAAUCCCUCGAUUAUGGCAGAACUCCGGCGCAACGCCCUCAAGUUCAGCUCGGUAAUGCUGCCCCUCAUCGGCAUAGCAGCGGGAGCUAUGCGGCUGAACGGCGCCACAGUAUUCACACUCAACAUCUUGGCUCUGAUCCCACUGGGACCAUGGAUCAGCCGAUCUGUCGAUGCGCUAUCCGUGGGUGGGCUACGGGCCGUGAACGAGCUACUCAAAUCAACACUCGGCAACUCGGUCGAAUUAAUGAUCGGAAUCAAUGCAAUUGCACAGAAACGCCCACAUAUCUCCCAGUCCGUCAUCCUCGGCAGUGUUCUCAGCAAUCUACUACUGGUCCUGGGCAGCACACUCUUCAUAUCAGGCUACGACAAAAAGCGCCUCCGCUUCGACCGAACCUUAACAACAGUCCUCUCCUCCCUAAUGACAGUCGUCUUUAUCCUCCUGGCCAUCCCAACAAUAAUGGACGUCUUCCCUUCCGCAAAGAACACACCAACCAGCCAGAUCCUCUUCACGCAACGCAUAACAGCAGUCAUAUUAAUCGCCCUGCUCAUGACAUUCCUCCUUUUCCGACUGGGAACACACGCGGCAAUGUUCGCCAGCACGCCUUUCUCCCAAAAUGAUGCAAAUACAAGACAGAGCAGACACCAACACCGACAAAGCCAAAUCAUCGAAGCACAACUCCCCCGUCCAUAUCUCGGAAAGAACGUCGCCGGUUUGGUCCUCGCUGCUGCGUCGGGGUGUACAUUCGGAUGUACAUAUUACAUUGUGAACAGUCUGGCCGAAGUAGCCGGGAUGACUGGAUCAAACGAGUCGUUCCUGGCUGUGACAAUUGUCCCGAUUUUAGGGAAUUUUGUUAAGUAUCACUCCAUCGUGACGGGGUCUAGGUCUUACAGCCAGAUUGAGCUGGGAAUCCGGGCGAUUAUCAAUUCUGUUUUGAGGGUUACGAUGCUUAUUGUGCCGCUUUUGGUUCUUGUUGGGUAUGCUAUUAUUGCGUUUUCGUUUUAUGUGAGACCAGGGGUACCGGCGAAUGUUAUCUUCUUGAGUUCUUAA
This is a messenger RNA of Penicillium arizonense, 1071 nucleotides long. RefSeq lists its product as uncharacterized. Bases 1 to 1071 code for a protein of 356 amino acids. Gene Ontology annotation, biological process: intracellular calcium ion homeostasis; calcium ion transmembrane transport. The transcript has 4 exons. The record is from RefSeq and is a predicted model, not a curated record. Gene Ontology annotation, molecular function: calcium:proton antiporter activity. Gene Ontology annotation, cellular component: fungal-type vacuole membrane. Lineage: Eukaryota; Fungi; Ascomycota; Eurotiomycetes; Eurotiales; Aspergillaceae.